AUGAAGCGAGAAAACUGGUUUCCUACUACAGCCAGUUACCUCUGUUCAGCUCGUUUUGAAGAGAAAUAUAUGUACCACACAAAUGUCCAGAGGCGCCGUUUGUCAAAACCAGUACCUACUUUCUUUAACUUUCCACCACAUUUACAAAAGCAAGAUAAAGUAUUACGACCACAACCCAGAAAGCGAUCUUUCGACAAUUUGCAAGAUAGUGCUGUUACAGUGACAUCAUUAGCACAAAUGCCUGUCGGAGCCACAUCUGUUUCUGCUGACCACAAUUACUGUCUACCAAGCCCUAAGAAGUUGAGAACACAAUAUAACAGAGUACAAGCAGAGAAUGUGCGACUAAAGAAGCGGAUAAAGCAAAUGAAGCAACUUAGUGUACGACACAAAAGAAGAAUAGUGCAGUUACAGACUUUAGUUGCUGGUUUGAGAAGAAGGCUAUGUAGUGCAGUUUCUGAUAUGUUAAACAGUGAACAUGUAGUUGAAAAAAUAAAGCUAGUAUGGGCUAUUUCAAGUAAGUCAAACGCAGUUACAAGGGGGCGGGACACAGCAGACGAAUGCCUUGACUAA
This is a messenger RNA of Schistocerca piceifrons (Central American locust), 570 nucleotides long. RefSeq names its product THAP domain-containing protein 2-like. Bases 1 to 570 code for a protein of 189 amino acids. Lineage: Eukaryota; Metazoa; Arthropoda; Insecta; Orthoptera; Acrididae. The record is from RefSeq and is a predicted model, not a curated record. The transcript is spliced from 3 exons.